This is a messenger RNA of Jaminaea rosea, 1430 nucleotides long. RefSeq names its product glycoside hydrolase/deacetylase. Bases 73 to 1110 code for a protein of 345 amino acids. The transcript has a single exon. Gene Ontology annotation, biological process: carbohydrate metabolic process. Lineage: Eukaryota; Fungi; Basidiomycota; Exobasidiomycetes; Microstromatales. Gene Ontology annotation, molecular function: hydrolase activity, acting on carbon-nitrogen (but not peptide) bonds. The record is from RefSeq and is a predicted model, not a curated record.
UUUCCGUCCUUGCGAGUCUCUCCUCCUUAUCUUCCCCAACCCUCCCCCCGACCAUCUCGCUCACUCGCCAUAAUGCAACCCUUCAACGCCGGCCCCUCCCACUCAAAUCGCGACUUGAUCGGCCGCUCCCACGACAUCGAGCAGCCCUCCUUCACUUGGCCAAACGGGGCACGCGUCUGUCUCUCCUUCGUCAUCAACUACGAGGAAGGAGGGGAGAACACGCUCCUCCACUCCGCCGAGGAAGGAGACACGCAUGCCGAGUCCUUUCUCACCGAGAAUGGAGUGGCUCCCACUGUGCUACCUCCUUUGAAGGAGCGAGAGCUCAGCAGAGAGUCGAGCUAUGCGUAUGGCUCUCGUCAGGGGUUGGGAAGGAUACUGAGGCUGUUUAAGCGUUACGGGCUGAAGAGCACCAGUUGGAGCGUAGGAAAGGCGAUCCAGCUCAACCCUGGUGCGGCAAAGGAGAUGGAAGAGUCUGGCUGUGAAGUAGGGUCACAUAGCUGGCGCUGGAUUAACUAUGCGGGGAUGGACGAGGAAAAGGAAAAAGAGCACAUCGAACGUACCCUCACCACGCUCCAAUCAAGCACAUCUAGCUCCACCACCAACCCACCACUCGGCUGGUACACCGGACGUUGCUCCCUCUCCACGCGACGCCUCGUCUACGAAGCCUACGCAGCUCGCGGUCUCCAAUCCCAGUACUACGACAACGACGCCUACGAUGACGAUCUCCCCUACUACCUCUCCGCUCCUACAACCGACGGUAAAGGGGAGCCUAUGCUAGUCAUCCCUUACACGCUAGACGUAAAUGACAUGAAGUUCGGCAUUUCCCCCGGCUUCUCCACAGGACGACAAUUCCACGAGUACCUGAGCGAUGCGCUUCGCACCUUGCUUCAGGAGGCAGAACAGGAGGGUCGAUCCUCCAUCCUCACCGUCGGACUACACUGUCGCAUUGUAGGGCGACCCGGACGUUUCGCUGGUUUGGAGGGUUUCGUACGCGAGGUCGUUGGGAUGCAAGGUGGGGAAGGGAGGGAAAAAAUUUGGGUCGCAAGUAGGGGAGAGAUUGCGCGAUUUUGGAGGGAGAAGUUCCCGCCGCCGCAGCAGAAGAGCGUAUGAAAGUGAUGAUGGAUUGGUGUCUACUCUACUUCCUCUCGUGUGAAUCGAUACAAGUACAGUGGCAAGAGUGCCGACCUCGCACGCAGCUACGCGAUCGUCGUUGGCUUGGCGCCCAGACCUCGGCGGAAGAGCAUCUCCCUCACGUCCCCUAGUCCCUCCAGAUGUCCCUGGGCCACGACGGUCGUCUGCCCGCUCCCGAGGCCGUGGUUCAACAUCUUCCCACCUCCGGCCUGCUGUGGCCUGAGCACUCGUCUCGCAACGCGCUGCAAUACCUCCAAAUCCACCCGAUCGAUCUUCUCGCACAUCUCUUCCACCCCCAC